UGUAUGCCUGAGCUGUGCAGUAUGCCGUAGCUCGGGACAGUUUCUCUUCCCUCUUCGCCUUGGGUAAUCUCUCGGCGUAGCUUUUGUCCCUGGGUCCGCCCUGUAUGCUUCGUCUCGCCAGGUCACUAUCCGUGGGCGGACCUUCAUACUCGUCUUCAUCAAACUCCCCCUUCUCAUCUUCAUCAUCCUGUGUCUCGGGAAGAAGAACAAGUUUUUCGCUGAGUUUACUCGUGCGCGCGGGCAUGUGUUGCGGUACUAAUCUGCCUGAGAGCUUGGGGUCGAGGGGGUGCCUUCCGCUGGGUGUACGGGUGUGCAUCAACGGCCGAUGCCCGGGAGGACCGCGACGCUGCUGCGAUGGUAUAUCGGAGGCAUAUUGCAGUAUAUUGUCGACCGAGAUUAAUUUUGCGCCUCCUCCGCCACCACCUAGUGGGCGUUGCCCAGUAUUUUGCCGUUGCAGUACUUGCGGUCGAACAUUCGGGUCUCGAGAAUCCGUCAUGAGCACGGUGGGUCCUCUUUUGCUCUUCGCUGUCGUUGCGCCGCUCAUUUUUGCCAGCGAAAUGAUAAUUUGGGUUGCGCAAUCAAGUGGGAGGUGGCGAGAAAGGUUGUAGGUAUGGUGAAGACCAUUGGGCGGUGGAAUCAAUGGUUUCUUGCGAUAAGAUUGAAAGCUCCGCAGUUCAGGUUCAAGGUUCACGUCAUUAAAAGCUCGGACCACUUCACUCAAUGUCUCCUCAACAGUGCACGCAUACACACAAUAUUUCUCAAUGAACCUGCUAGUAUUUUUCUGUGACUU
Molecule: messenger RNA, 790 nt
Organism: Periconia digitata
Lineage: Eukaryota; Fungi; Ascomycota; Dothideomycetes; Pleosporales; Periconiaceae
Source: the annotation of a GenBank genome assembly